This is a messenger RNA of Homalodisca vitripennis (glassy-winged sharpshooter), 2264 nucleotides long. RefSeq names its product flap endonuclease GEN (gene Gen). The record is from RefSeq and is a predicted model, not a curated record. Bases 415 to 2133 code for a protein of 572 amino acids. The transcript is spliced from 8 exons. Lineage: Eukaryota; Metazoa; Arthropoda; Insecta; Hemiptera; Cicadellidae. Gene Ontology annotation, molecular function: 5'-flap endonuclease activity; four-way junction DNA binding.
GUUGGAUGCACUGUGCUGAUGUAAGGAGACUGGGGAAGGAGGCUAGGUUAUUAUACAGUAUUUGAAUUUGAACUCCAAAACUAACGAACAGCAUACUUAAGGCCUGGUUUAUUACACAACUGAAUAAAAAUAUUUUGUUUAAUUUUCUUUUAAAGAGAAUAAAUUUUCGUGUAGUCUAUUGGAACAUUAGCUGCUGGAACCAAGUCGCAAUGAAAAACAUAUUUUGUGAAAAACGAGCCAUUAACAACUUAUUCAACUCAGGCUUAUUCAGGUGAAGCCCUGCAGUUUGUCAGAUUGUGUUAAUAUACGUAUAUUUGAAAGAAAAGUAGCUAAACUUGUAUGUUUUAGGUUUUGAUGUGAUAAUUUAGUGGUACACUCAGGAAAAACUGUGAAACAAUUUGGUUUGAAUUUAAAAUGGGUGUUAAGGAUUUAUGGAACAUUUUGAGCCCUUCUUGUGAGAAAAAGUCACUUUGGGAAUUGCAAGGAUUAACCAUAGCAAUUGAUCUAAGUUCUUGGAUUGUAGACAGCCAAAGCAUAGGAGACAAUACGCAAAUGAACAUGUAUCUCAGAAACCUUUUCUUCAGAACUUCAUAUUUACUAUUACUUGGAGUGAAACCAGUUUUUAUUUUGGAAGGAAAAGCACCAUCUCUGAAACAUGAUACCAUUGCACGACGUCAGCAGACUUUGAAAGAAAGCCAAACUCAAUCAAAAAAUAGGAAUGGUAAUAGAGGAAGACUGAACUGCCUGCAAAAAAGGUGUGAGGAGCUUCUUAUGAGUCUUGGAGUGCGAUGCUAUAAAAGUGAAGGAGAAGCUGAAGCUCUUUGCUCCAGACUUAAUGAAUUAGAUGUUGUUGAUGCAGUAAUUUCCCAAGACAGUGAUUGUUUUCUUUACGGAGCCCGAGUAGUACUGAGAAACUUCACAAUGAGUCCCUCGUACACAUGCGAUAUGUACAGGAUGGAGAAUGUGGAGGCCAAGCUGGGACUGGGAAGGCAGAAGCUGUUGGCAUUGUCCCUGUUGUGUGGAUGUGACUAUGAAGCAGGGGUCCAUGGUGUCGGCAAGCAAUCUGCUCUCAAAUUCCUGGAAACACUGUCCAACGACCAGGUACUUGACAGGUUACGAGGCUGGCGCAGUGAUGAUUUGUAUGAAUACCGAAUUAAAGGCUCCCAGAUGACUCAAGAAGAAAAGCUGGAACACAACAUUAGAAAGAAAGCCCUCCUGGAUCCUACCUUUCCUUCAGAAGAUGUUAUCUCUGAAUUCAUGUCUGCAAAAUCAGUUGAUGUGCCUAAGUUUGAGUGGACCAAACCUUCAUUACCAAAUUUUGUGACAAUGGCGGACCGUCUGCUGGCAUGGGAGGAUGACUAUACUUGCAGUAAGUUCCUCCCCCUGGUGACCAGGUGGCAUCUACAACACGAUGGAGCAGAGUGUGGGCUGCGACUUCUGGAGAUAGUCAAGCGGCGUGCAGUGCGUGGUGUGGCCUCUUAUGAGUUACGGUGGCACCAUGACGGAGUAGGGGAUCUCACCACUGUGGAACCUGUUCAUCUCAUUGAACAAGUCUAUCCUGAGCUCCACCAGGCAUUUGUACAAUCCAAAGAGAAACCUAAGAAAGGGAAAGGAAGAAAGAAGAAAAAUGAUAAAGAACCAGGAUUGGAUAACAUAGAAAACCUUUUGGGAAAACUAGACAUAAGUGGCAAAGAAAUAAAACAGCCAAACAAGAAACGGUCCAAACAAAAUGGUACUAAAGGACUACAAACAUUGGAUAGAUUCCUUCUUAGAGAGGCAACAACCAACAGAAUGUGUGAUGAUAUUACCUCUGAGUCUACCACAGUCUGCCAUAGUACCCCGAUUAGAAACAUUAACCACGACAGCUCCUUCCACUAUUUAUCUGAUGAGAGUGGUGUGGAUUCUCCAUUGCGUAAAAAUAAAACUGAUUUAAAAAGUAAAAAAUCACUCAGCCUUGAAAAUGUGAACCAGGAAGAUAUAUCAGAAUCACCUCAUCUGUCCUUAACUUUCCACUCACUAAUAGACUGUAGUGUAGACAGUGAUGCUUUCAAUUUGUCUGACAUAGUGAACUCUAUAGUAGCUCGGACUAGUGUAAAUCCAGCUGUCAAAAUCUGGGCCAAUAAUAUCAAGUAAGUCUUCUUGAAUAAAUGCUUUUUGUGUUGUGACACUCAUUGGAAAUUUUUGGUGAGAAGGUGGUUGUAUUACUAAGUACAGUACUUCAAUUUUAUCGCAGUUUAAAUUUGUAAAUAAAUAUGUUUUUUAUG